Messenger RNA from Panicum hallii, 525 nucleotides. RefSeq lists its product as uncharacterized. Lineage: Eukaryota; Viridiplantae; Streptophyta; Magnoliopsida; Poales; Poaceae. The record is from RefSeq and is a predicted model, not a curated record. The transcript has a single exon. Bases 1 to 525 code for a protein of 174 amino acids.
AUGGCCGAAAGCACUGUUUUGGAGUGCGUUAAGGAGUUUGCAAGAACUGUCAUUGCCGUGUUCGAGGAAGAGUACCUACGACCACCUAAAGAGGCUGAGUUGAAGCGGAUUCUUGAAGAAAAUAAAGUUAGAGGUUUUCCCGGGAUGAUUGGAAGUAUCGAUUGCAUGCAUUGGGAGUGGGGAUCUUGUCCGGUAGGCUGGCAUGGCCAAUACAUUGGAAGGAAGGGUCGACCGAUUGUUGUUCUUGAGGCUAUUGCAACCAAGGACUUGCGAGUUUGGCAUGCAUUUUUCGGAAUGCCCGGGUCUUGCAACGAUCUCAAUGUUUUGGACCGCUCCCCUGUAUUUGAUGAUCUUGCCAAUGGAAGAACUGACAAAGUUGAAUUUUCAGUGAACAACCAUAAUUACGACAUGGGGUAUUACCUCGCGGACAAGAUAUAUCUCGAUUGGGUGACCUUUGUGAAAACCAAGAGUGAAGCUAUCAGUCCCAAGGACAAGACAUUUGCCGAGGCCCAAGAAGCUGCAUGA